AUGCGUUUCAGUGGGUUUGUGCUUCUCGCCGCUUUGGCCCUGACCUCGGCCAGAGUCCAGGACGUCGUCAUGAGGAGGAGCGCCGCCGUCAGGAGAGUGUCCAUGACCUUGUCCCUGUUGAACCCGGAGCUGGAGGGCCGUGUCCCUGACGUCCCCCUGAGCCCCGCUGUCCCCUCCGCUCUGACCCCGCCCACUUUAGACCAGGACCAGAGCCUCGUCCAGACCGAGGACUUCCUGUUCGGGGACAACGUGAACCUGGAGUGGAUCGAGUUUGACGGUUCUAUUCCCAACGGCGCCGUGUCCAUCUAUAACGGCUACACGGAGCGCACGGACGUGGUGUGUAAGUACAAGUGUGAGGCCGGCUUCUACAGCCCGGAGCUCGGCCCGUUCUGCCGCUACCCGUACGGCGACCGCGAGUACUACGCCCCCGACUUCCACGUCCUCGCCAACAAGGACAACUUCGAGUUCCUGGAGUGGAAGGAGGACUCGCACGGCUCGGUGCCCAAGCACUCGGUCCGCACCUGCGCCAACGUGGGCAUCUACGUGGGCAAGAACAAGUACGGCCUGGGAAAAGUCGUGCCGCAGUUUGAGGCUUUCUUCUUACCCUGGGAGGGAGACGAGUACUGGUACAAGAGCUACCAGGUCCUGACCAUAAACAGAGACAUGUACACGCAGCACAUCUCGGACGUCAGAUACGCCCUGGACGAGGCGGCCGUGUUCCAGUUCCCUCCUGAGACGAUGCAGAUCUCCGGCGUCACCAACAACGAGUGUCAGACCGUGUCCAAAACCGUGACGCUGAGCAAGACCACGGAGCUGGAGACCACGUGGAGCAUCGGCCGAGGAACCAUGAUCGGCGUCACCGGGAGCAUCACGGCCAAGAUCCCGUUCAUCGGUCAGGGCGGGAUCGAGCUCGGCGGGGAGAAGACGCUGCAGUUUGACCGAGGUACGACUCGGGUGGAGUCGAUGUCUCACUCGGUGUCAGUGGAGUUGUCUGUUCCUCCGAGUCACUCGUGCCGCGUGAGGAUGGAGGGUCGCAGGUUCAAAGCCGACGUGCCGUACAGCGCCCGCCUCAGCCGCACCUACGCCAACGGAGACACGCAGUGGACGUCCGUCUCCGGGACCUACGAUGGUGUCCAGAUCGGCGAGGUCCGCGCCGUGGUGGACCGAUGUGAGCCGGUGCCCGACGCCCGACCCUGCCCGUGA
Messenger RNA from Boleophthalmus pectinirostris (great blue-spotted mudskipper), 1203 nucleotides. RefSeq names its product natterin-3. The transcript is spliced from 5 exons. The record is from RefSeq and is a predicted model, not a curated record. The coding region runs from base 1 to 1203 and encodes 400 amino acids. Lineage: Eukaryota; Metazoa; Chordata; Actinopteri; Gobiiformes; Gobiidae.